AUGGUCGCCAUUCCGGGUGGGCAACAGGACGUUAAAGUCAUGCUGAAGUAUACCCAGGAGGAGAUGCUGUCAAGGUGGAAGAGUGAGCCGAAGCUACCGGACGUCAUGAGCCACCUCUUUGCUCCAUACCAGACGGGUAAAAAGCCGUGGGAUGAGAGCGCCAUCAACUUGAUGGCGGGCGAAUCUCACCUGCUGAUCAAUGCAGGAAGCCCCGAUUUUAGUGACACGACUCGGACUACUCUUGCAUGCGCCUUGUUUGAACUCACCAAGCAGCCCGAGUACAUCCGGAAGCUUCGCCAAGAGCUAGACCCCUUCUACCCGGGGCCAGUGAUGAACUCACAGACAGCCAAAUCACCAACGUUGAUCUUCUCCAUGGCAUCAUCUGGGAAGCUCUUCGCUUGUCCUGCCCAACCCCAGUCACCCCACGAGAACGAAAGCAUCUAUCCCAGAGCCAGCGAGUUCAUCCCCGAACGCUGGUACAGCUCUCCAGAGCUGGUCAGGGACAACAAGGCCACGGUGCCCUUCUCCAUCGGCCCGUACGACUGCAUCGGCAAGCCUCUGUCUAUGAUGAACAUCCGCGUCACCCUGGCGCGCAUCCUCAAGCGCUACGACCUGAGCUACGCCCCGGACCGCGCCGACCCGCAGGCCGAGUUCGUGGACAUGAGUGACCAUUUCACGCUGCAGGCCGGUCCGCUGUAUCUGCGCCUGGAAGGGCGACAGUAG
This is a messenger RNA of Cordyceps fumosorosea ARSEF 2679, 723 nucleotides long. Its product is annotated as Cytochrome P450. The transcript has 4 exons. Lineage: Eukaryota; Fungi; Ascomycota; Sordariomycetes; Hypocreales; Cordycipitaceae. Gene Ontology annotation, molecular function: monooxygenase activity; heme binding; iron ion binding. The record is from RefSeq and is a predicted model, not a curated record. Bases 1 to 723 code for a protein of 240 amino acids.